AUGAAUGGGCUGGAGAAGAAGAUAUUUCCAAUCAACGAGUGGGAAUGGCAUACUUUGGAAAGGGAUUUGGCGCAUUGGAUCAGAACUUCGGGUUACAGAUUGGAUCAGAGUGAGCAACGUCCCUUUCGUCGCGUUGGAUUUUACACAUUGAUGAGCGGGGUAACAUCUGGUUAUUUAAUUCACUUCUUGCUGGGAAAUCUACCCAGAGUUCCCAAAAAAACUACUCGUAUUGUGAUUUCCAUCUUCUCUGGUUUGUAUUCUUCAGCAGUUAGUACUAGAAUGUUGAGAAAGUCUGUUUUCUCUCAAGUGCUGGAAAUGAACAGUCCCCUCGGUGACACUGCACGACAGAUACUAUUGAAUGCCCGCAAUAAUCAGAUAAUGCAACAAAAUUUCAGGCAAUCCACUGAAUUUGUAUCUCCAGCCACAGAAUAUGAGUCACUUAAUUCGGGAGAUAUACUAAAUGACCCCUAUGACACUAAUAGCAACAUGCAACUGACUAGUAUGAAUAAUAAGCUUGAUGUACACAAAGAAUCCGAUGACAAUAGUAAUGUUAAUGGAUUAGGUAAUAUUGGUCGCGAGAAGUUCCGUUCCUGGGAGGAUAUCAGGAAGAAAAACUAG
Babesia microti strain RI is the source of this 618-nucleotide messenger RNA. Its product is annotated as phosphatidylinositol glycan, class U. NCBI's taxonomy places the organism in Eukaryota, Apicomplexa, Aconoidasida, Piroplasmida, Babesiidae. The record is from RefSeq and is a predicted model, not a curated record. The coding region runs from base 1 to 618 and encodes 205 amino acids. The transcript has 2 exons.